AGCAAGAGUCUGAUCGGUUUCAAAGGUAGUUCAGAGACUCCAGCGAAACCUGCAGUCUUCAUGAUUAAGCCCUUAACAAGAUGAGCUCUGCACAGCCUCCACAUUAUCCUGGGAAGUUUACCAUCGCUCUGCUCGGAAAGAGUGCUGACUCAGUGAACAGGACUGGAAGUACAAUCAUUAGAGAUCCCAAUGCUUCUGUCACAAAACUGGGCAAUUUUGUUGAGCAUAACAACAACCUCUACAGAAUCAUCAGUACUUGUGAUUUCUUUGAUGAGCAAUAUGAUUUCCCAGAUCAGCUGAUCAUUGAUUUCAUGGCUCUUUCUGAUCCUGGACCUUGUCUGUUCAUAUUGGUAAUAGAUUCAAAAAACACACAAGUGGAAAAAGUUGUGACUCAAAUCUCUCACCUUCAACGUGUGUUUGGAGAAAAUGUCACAGAAAACAUAGUCAUUGUGUUGGAAGAGAGUCGAGAGAAUUUACAAGGUCGCAUUAAGGAAAUGUACAAUAUCCAGAUGGCAACUAUGAAUGAAAAUCUUGCUUUCCAAUGUAAGGAGUGGUGUUCACACCAACGGCCAUUUCAGUUUGACUACAAUAACUACCCCCAACACACUGUGAAACGAAGGAAAGAUCACCUGAUACGCACGAGGAGAAAGUGUGAUUAUACAGGUGAGACUUAUCAGAGAAACACUGGCAGGUCUGCUUCUACAGAGACAGGAAUGCAAACCAAAGUGAAACACAGACACUCAUGGCAUGCUCAGCAAUAUCCUCGGAGUACAGGUGCCAGCUCACAGCAGAUUUCCCUGCCUGCAAAAAGAGCACCCGGACAACAUGAUGGUGUCUAUGGUUCAAGGGAAGGUCUCUAUAACAUGGUUCUUCUCGGGAAAAGCGGAACUGGAAAGAGUGCAUCUGCAAACACCAUCCUGACUGCUGGGAAGCUCAUUGGUGGUUCAAACCAACAUUUUCAGUCUUAUCCCAGCUCCACACCAGUCACCACCAGGUGUGAGGUGAAAAUAGUGGAGAUAUUUGGGAUACCAGUUAGAGUAGUUGACACCCCAGACUUUUUUUAUGAAGAGGAACAUGUAAACCAGGCACAGGUAGAAGAGUGUAAGAGGUACUGUCAGGAAGGGCAUUGUGUGACGUUACUUGUGAUGCAGCUGGGCAGGUUCACAGAUGGUGAGAGAAACAUAUUAGAGAAGCUAGAGAAAAGCCUUGGCUGGAGAAUCAGGGACAACUGCUCCUCUCAGCAGUGUUAG
Haplochromis burtoni (Burton's mouthbrooder) is the source of this 1250-nucleotide messenger RNA. RefSeq lists its product as uncharacterized. The transcript has 6 exons. NCBI's taxonomy places the organism in Eukaryota, Metazoa, Chordata, Actinopteri, Cichliformes, Cichlidae. Gene Ontology annotation, molecular function: GTP binding. The coding region runs from base 81 to 1250 and encodes 389 amino acids. The record is from RefSeq and is a predicted model, not a curated record.